UUGGCCGUCUGUUGUGGAGCUAAAGGAAAAAAACAUGGCUUGGAAUGGUGCGGUUAUUGGGAACUGAUCGGAAAAUUAGACGAACAUCCAGAAUGCACCUCAACAGUAUCAACAACCACAGAAGAGCCUACAACUACAGCUAUUGAGAAUGCUGCUUUGGUACAGUGCACAGCGGAUCCGUUACGGUGUCCAUUAAGUGCCCAAAUAUGUGUUCAGUCUAACGGUGAAAAAUGCUGUCAAGCGGUAACUAAAGGCAUUCCUGUAUCAGAUAUUAACGCCAAAUCUGGUAGUUGUCCACAGCCGUUGGGUAUAGCCACAUCACAGGACACCACUGUUGGUUGUUGGCUGGACAGCGGUUGUCCGGGUAUCCAAAAAUGCUGCGUUGAGCCUAAUCCAAUAACCAAUUCGGCUACCAGAAUCUGCAGAGAUCCGAUUGGAAUCAGCAGUACGUCUGUCUGUAAUCUUCCAUUAGCUGUUGGAUCCUGCACAGCACCAUCAAUUCGAUAUUACUAUGAUUCAUCAACUGGUGAAUGCAAAUCAUUUCAGUAUUCCGGCUGCGGUGGUAAUGCUAACAAUUUUCAGUCAUAUUCCAGUUGCCAAUCCACUUGUUCAUCAUCAGGUAUAACCGGAACUCCGUUAUGUCCGUCGGAUGCAAAUGCUGGUCUAAAUUGCCUGUAUGCACAUGCCGAUGCCUGUAAUACGGAUUCAGAUUGUCUGGGACGGGAUAACACGGUUCAGCCAUCAUGUUGCCUAACCGCAUGCGGUUACAAGAUUUGUUAUCAAUACUAA
Molecule: messenger RNA, 789 nt
Organism: Enterobius vermicularis (human pinworm)
Lineage: Eukaryota; Metazoa; Nematoda; Chromadorea; Rhabditida; Oxyuridae
Source: the annotation of a GenBank genome assembly